Messenger RNA from Cygnus atratus (black swan), 3116 nucleotides. RefSeq names its product RWD domain containing 1 (gene RWDD1). Gene Ontology annotation, biological process: cytoplasmic translation. Lineage: Eukaryota; Metazoa; Chordata; Aves; Anseriformes; Anatidae. The record is from RefSeq and is a predicted model, not a curated record. Gene Ontology annotation, molecular function: protein binding. The coding region runs from base 66 to 788 and encodes 240 amino acids. The transcript is spliced from 7 exons.
GCCUAGCCGCUGGCGGAGCGGGGCGCGCAGGCGCGGCGCGGGGGGCGGGCGGCCGGCGGCGGGCGAUGACCGACUACAGCGAGGAGCAGCGCAACGAGGUGGAGGCCCUGCAGUCCAUCUACCCCGACUCCUUCACCGUAUUGUCAGAAAAGCCAACGACUUUCACAAUCACUGUGACGUCUGAAGCAGGUGAAAAUGACGAAACUGUCCAAACAACCCUUAAAUUUACCUAUAGAGAAAAAUAUCCUGAUGAAACUCCACUGUAUGAAAUUGUCUCCCAGGAGAACCUUGAAGAUAAUGAUGUCACAGACAUAAUAAAACUGUUAGAACAACAGGCAGAAGAAAAUUUAGGAAUGGUAAUGAUCUUCACUCUAGUCUCUGCAGUACAGGAGAAACUAAAUGAAAUAGUGGAUCAAAUAAAAACACGAAGAGAAGAGGAGAAGAAACAGAAAGAAAGAGAAGCAGAAGAAGAAGAGAAACAACGUUUUCAUGGCACUCCUGUUACAAUUGAGAAUUUCCUAAACUGGAAAGCAAAGUUUGAUGCAGAACUCCUAGAAAUAAAAAGGAAAAAAAUGAAAGAAGAGGAACAAGCAGGCAAAAAUAAAUUAAGCGGGAAACAGCUGUUUGAAAUGGAUCACAACCUUGACACAUCUGACAUCCAGUUCUUGGAGGAAGCUGGAAACAGUGUGGAGGUUGAUGAAUCUUUAUUCCAAGAAAUGGAUGAUUUAGAGUUGGAGGAUGAAGAGGAUGACCCUGACUACAACCCUGUUAAUUUAGAUAGCGAUUAGACUUUUUUUUGGACUGGCUCUGUCAUCAGUAUGGACUUACAUAAGGAGAGAGAGGCAGGCAGAAAAGCCACAGCAUCUGUGGUUGUAGUAGUGUGUAUUGGUUUUCUUUUUUCAAAGAAAAAAUAUUUUAAACCCAGGAGAACCAUCUUCUGAUGACUUUCAUUAUAAAUAAAUUGACUUCAAUAUUUCAAAUGAAAAAUUUGAGGCAUAUUGUUCUGUCUGAAAAUACUCUAUUUUCUCUUUUUUUUUUUUUUCCUUUCCAAUUCUGUAAGUGUCCUGUGAAGAGACAUGACAAGAAGCAAGACAGAAAGAUGUCAUAGCAGUCACUAAACACAUCUACAUGGAAAGGCUGAGCAGCUGUUCUGCUAUCUUCCAACUAGGUUAUGCAUGGGCAAGUUUAGUGAAUAAAAGGGAUCACAUACUAUGCAGUUUUUUUUUCUUUGAAAUUUUAUUACGCUGCAAGUAAUGUUCAGUUCUGAUGCCCCAACUUACUAGCUGAACAGCUGCAGAUUGGCAGCACUAGUCACCUUCUAAUAAGGCAUAGCCAUUUCCAUUUUACUAAAGUAAAAUCUUUUGCGAUAGUUCAGGAUAAUAGUUUCAAAAAGACUAGUUGAACUUUGUAGGGGAAGAAAAAUAAAUCUGAGCGAUACAGUCCUCUUAAAAAAAAGAAGUUUGAUUUGUUUAGAAAAGGCUUUACAAAGCCCUUUUUUAUUUCUUGUGCAUCAAUGAACUUCCAUGCCAAAAAAAAAAAAAAGUUUGCUUUUGGCAAAAGUCUAUGUAAAAACACUAUCAGCAGAAUACAGUAACAGUAUUUAUAGAGUGCAUGUAAGUUUGAAUGUAAUGAGAGUUGGUUUUGAAGCAUCUUGUUGGCAGUAAAGGUGGCAGCCAGUGAAAGUCUUAACAUACAGUAAAGCUGCAUAUCGACUAGUGGAUGUUACACUGUUAACCAUUCUGAGUUGCUUAUGGAGCUACUAGCUUGAUGGUAGACUCCUUCCCCCUUUGCACCUCCAGAAAAAAAAAAAUACUGCAAGAAAUGUGGUGUUCAAACAGGCCAUGGUUGAGACUGCGUCAGCUAGAAGGAUGGUACGGAAGAAGGUUUCAAGAAACAGCUCUCCAAAUAGAGACCUCCAGGCACCUUGAUGAUUAGAAACUGCUGGAUUUUAAAACACUUCUGGUAGAUUGCCUUAACUGCUCCAGCUUCAACCUUUGGAAAGAGGAUUGCACUAAAGUGUCCGUGCUUAGAGGAAUAAAGAAUUUUUGAACUUUAAUGUUUAGAAAUUCCAUAUGCAAGAUGAGAGAUUUCAUUCCAGAAAUAAUUUAAUGAUAUAUAAGAUUACCAGCUCAUGCCACUUGAGAACAUCUGUUUAGGAUGACCUUGUAUAACACGUUUCAGUAGUCGUGUCUUUUUGUAUUCAAGAUGAAGAAGUAUGCGUUUCUAAUAGAUAGAAAUAAAUGUUCAAGUACCCUAUAAAUGCUUUUAUAAAUUAACCAUGUGCCUUUGUUCCUACCAUCCUCUAUUUGAUCUUUUUAAUUUUGGCACCUAAGAACUCUAGACAAGCAUCUAGGUUUCAAUGAUGAUGUAUGUUUCAAAGCAAUAAGCGGGAUCUGUGUUCCAGCAGACAUUACCAAAUAUGCUCAAAAACUUGUAAGCUAAUGUGAUAUGAAAUCUGACUUUUCCAAAGAUGCGGUUGGAUUGAAAGCUUCAUAGUGACUGUGUCCAGCUUCCUGUGCAAUUGCUAGUAUACUUUAAAAUGCUGUUCAACACUGAAUUUAAUUUUCUUCUGCUAUUUCUCAAUUCAGCUGCAUUAAAAAAAAAAAGAAAAAAAAAGUUUGCUUUCCAUUGUCAGUUUAUAUGUUUAAAACUAGGAUAUUUUUCAUAAAAAAAAUUAUUUAGUUCUCCUUAAAUCUGGAGCGAAUCCAAGAAUACUGUGUAAUCCGUGCAAAAUGUGGUAAUCUGAAAAAGUUUUCUAAGUAAGUCACUGAUGAUGCGAGAAUCAUCUAAAUGAGAAAAACGAGUUUCUUGCUAAUGGUAUUUCUAGAUUAAUGGAAUUUUCUAUUCUGUUUUCCCACUAACAUAUUUAUUGUUUUUUAUGCAGAGGAUGUGUAGUUUAAAGUUACAACUCUCAAGGUAAAAUGUAGAAAUGUAUUUUUCAUUGUUACUUGCAUCUUUUUUUUCAGAGCAGAGGAGCUAAGGAUUGAAAUAACAAAAAAUUGCUUAAGUCCAUUUCUUCAAGUCUUUGACAGAAGUUUCAGGAACAUAGACUGAACUGAUUUGUUUAGCUUUAUUAUCAAUUAACAUCUGUGAAAUAAAAGGGAAUUUGACUGAGA